This is a messenger RNA of Anopheles darlingi, 1779 nucleotides long. Its product is annotated as UDP-glycosyltransferase UGT5-like. Gene Ontology annotation, molecular function: UDP-glycosyltransferase activity. The transcript is spliced from 5 exons. The record is from RefSeq and is a predicted model, not a curated record. Bases 55 to 1725 code for a protein of 556 amino acids. NCBI's taxonomy places the organism in Eukaryota, Metazoa, Arthropoda, Insecta, Diptera, Culicidae.
AUAACUUUACCACCGAACUGGCCGUGAGUAAUCGUAGUAGUACCACUCGUCAGAAUGAUGGCGAAGUAUCUAGAGUCGGCGAUGGCGUCGACGAUGGUGUUGGUAGUGGUGUUGUCUACCGUGUGCAGUUUGGUCGGUGGCGCCAAGAUUCUAGUAGUUUAUCCGAGCAUCAGCAAGACGAAUUACAUCUUUGGCCAGGCGUUGUUCGAAGAACUGGCUACACGUGGCCACAAUGUGACGAUUGUAAGUCCAUUCGAGGUACAGUACACCCAGGAGAAUAUACGGCAGGUAAGGAUAACCGGGUUAUUCAGUCACAUCGAAGAUUACGGUCUCAAUGUGAACGUGUUCACCAAGCGCGACAAGUCCAGCUUCUAUGGCAACACCAAUCUCAUCUACGGGACGGCGGCGAUAGCCGAUUACACCUUAGGACAUCCGAAGCUGCAGGAGCUGCUCCGGAACCCGACCGAGACCUUUGACCUGCUCAUUCUGGAUCAAGUGCUUUGCGACAGUUUGCUCGGUUUGGCUUAUCACUAUGGCAUACCGGCGAUUGUGUAUAGCUCAUCAGGGCCCGACAAGUACACCAACGAAAUGGUGGCUAAUCCACAUAACUCUGCGUACAAUCCGAUACCAUCGCUCGGGUACUCCGACCGGAUGACGCUGGUGCAGCGUGUCUGGAACACGUUCGUCUCGAUAUGUGAGCAAUUCAACUACAAGUACCUGUAUCUACCGUCCCAGGAAGCGGUUUAUCAGCGGCAUUUUCAACGCACCAGCAACCACCUUCCCCCCUUGCUGGAUCUAAUCCACAACGUGAGCCUCGUGAUGGUCAAUAGCCAUCCGGUGAUCACCUUUGCGCGACCGAUGGUGCCAAACAUGCUCGAAAUUGGCGGGGCUCACUUACGGACAUUCGAAGAUACCGGCUUCUCGCAGGACGUCAUCAACUGGGUCGAAAAGGCACAGAACGGGGUCAUUUACUUCAGUGUCGGUACGAACAUCCGGUCGGCGGAUUUUCCCGAUUAUUUGCGAGAAGCAUUCACACGAGCAUUCGCUCGGUUGGACCAGGUGCUCGUCAUCUGGAAGUGGGAAAACGCAACGCUUGCGAACCAGCCACCGAAUGUCAUCGUGGGUCCGUGGAUGCCACAGCAACAGCUGUUGGCACAUCCGAACGUUCGGCUACACAUCACUCACGGUGGAUCGCUGAGCAUGAUGGAGACGGUGUAUUAUGGUAAACCGAUCCUUGGAUUACCGUUGGCCGGUGAUCAGGAGAUUCUCGUCAAUCGGGCAGUGGAUGCCGGGUAUGGUCUGAAACUGGACUAUCAGAACAUAACCGAGGAUAUGGUGUUCGAACAGAUACAACGCAUCAUGAACGAUCGGAGCCAUCGUCAAGCGGCACUGCAAGCAUCACGACACUUCCGCGAACAGCCCCAGAAACCGAUGGAGAAAGUGAUGUACUACAUUGACUUUGUGCUCAAGCGAGACGGAGGCGUCAGUUAUCUGCGCAGCGGGGCCCUUUUUCUGUCCUUUUGGUCUCGACAUGUAGUUGACGUGGCCAUAAUGGCAAUCCUCAUUGUGAUGGUGCCCGUAGGGCUCUUUGCCACGCUAAUUCAAGUCAUUCUGCGAAAAACCCAUGACCGGAAGGUGCAGAAAAACACACAACUCUCCACGGAGAGCAAGCGACCCGACCAGCAGAAACUAAUGAAGGGAAAUGCAAAAAUGAAGCGAAAUUGAGUUUUUCUUUGAUAUUUCCUGAACGGCUUCUUUUUCCCCGUCUACACGUUACAC